GAAAAACUUAACUGGUUGUCUAGAUCCAUAUAUUUUUCCUUUUUCUUUUUCAUAUUUCGCACGGUGUACUAAGUGUAUUGCAGUCAGACUAAUCUGCAGCGAGUCGGGUCGGUCUAAUGCAUCAUUUUUGACAAAUAUUUCCUCCAUCCUAUACAAAAUAGUCCACAAGCCACAUUAAAAUUUGUGUGAAUUGUACUACUGUUUUACGGAUUUGUCCCCAGAUUACAACUCUAUAAAGCCCUUGUAUCCAGAUUGAGAAUUUCCUUCAGCGAAUGUCAUAUUUAAUAGGCUCUCUGCUUCGAUAGCGGAGGUACGAAUUAUAAAGUUUGAAUUAGAGUAGAAAAGACCCGUGUAUAAUCUAUCUUUUCAAGGUUCAGUUACAGGGCUAAAGCUGACUUGUCUCCAACCUGUUCGAUGAAUUGCCUCAAAGGAACACUUAAGAAGCGUCUGGCAGCGUUAUACUCCCUCCAGUCUUCAGCUGCUCUCUUGCACUCAUCACCAACUCAAAAUGUGCUCAAAAGCGGACACGUUUUAAAGUAUUCUCGCACAUUCUCCGACUCAGAUGUUGCGGAAUAUUCCAAGCUCAGCCUUGAUUCGAACCCUUUGCAUUUUGAUCCUGAUCGUGCCAAAUUGUCUGGUUUUGCUGACAGAUUAGUCCCGGGAAUGCUUGUCGCAACCCUUUUCCCCAGAAUCAUCGCGUCUCAUUUUCCUGGAGCCGUAUACGCAUCUCAGACGAUGCAGUUUAAGUUACCGGUUUAUGUUGGGGAAGAGAUCGUUGGUGUUGUCGGAGCUACGAGCAUUAAACAACUGAAGAACAAAUAUGUUGCAAAAUUUUCGACGAAAUGCUUUAAAAACGGGGAUACCCUGGUUAUUGAUGGCGAGGCCACAGCAGUUUUGCCUACUUUAGCUUUGGAGCAACCAUGAUCAAAUCAAAUUGCUCUCUCCCCCAAGCAGCCAAUUAUUUGUACUUUUUCAGGAACAAGUGUCCUUUUGACCUUUAGCAUUUUGUAUCUGUAACAAAUAGUCAGAGGCUCUGCUUUUACCCCUUAUAGAGCAUCCGCAUUCCAAGGGCCAAUUACUGCCCAGUUGUUAUUUUCCCCUUGCAUAGAGUGUAAACUAAUACACUGGUUGGCUUGUUAGCCGUAAAACGUCUGAAAAUUAUGGGCACGUUUUAAGGCAACCGAAUGGGUAAUGGGCAACAUUGGGCACUGCGGGCCAUGCUGUGCCAAAUGUUUUACCCCCAUGUUUGGUAACUGCUGUUGGAAAAAAAUAUUCCCUUCGUC
This is a messenger RNA of Oldenlandia corymbosa var. corymbosa, 1283 nucleotides long. Lineage: Eukaryota; Viridiplantae; Streptophyta; Magnoliopsida; Gentianales; Rubiaceae. The record is from the annotation of a GenBank genome assembly.